AUGGAGCUGGUAAAUAUCUUGUCUAAAAUGUAUUCGGAUUACCUUCGAAUGACGUCGAAGCGUUUGAAAAUCAUUGAUGCCUAUUUGCUCUACGUAUUCUUGACUGGCGUUAUCCAGUUUCUCUACUGUUGCUACGUGGGCAACUAUCCGUUCAACAGUUUCUUGGCCGGCUUUAUUUCGUGCGUUGCCAGUUUUGUUCUCGGAGUUUCGCUGCGAAUACAACUGAAUCCGCAAAACAAGAGCCAGUUUCCGAACAUCAGCGAAGAGCGAGCGUUUGCUGACUUCAUAUUUGCUCAUGUCAUUCUCCACCUCGUGGUUACCAACUUCAUCGGCUAG
Molecule: messenger RNA, 336 nt
Organism: Soboliphyme baturini
Lineage: Eukaryota; Metazoa; Nematoda; Enoplea; Dioctophymatida; Soboliphymatidae
Source: the annotation of a GenBank genome assembly